UUUUCUUUCUUCUCGAGGACCACGUGCAGUACUUCCCACUUGAUGUCCGACAGAUAAGUUGACAUACUCCAGUUUUCGGUACAGUCCAGUCAUGGAUGCGACAUAUUUACUCCUGUUAUUCUCUUCUGUAGGGGCAACCACAGUCAUGCAAGACGUGGUGAAUCUAACAUGCACACAAGAGACUUGGCAUGUCACAGUUGACACUCACAAGCUAGCGUCUAUUUAUCCCAACUCUGUCCCUGAAAAUAUCUACCUGUCGAACUUAUUUUGUCCUGGAGUCCGACAAGGAGAUCACCUGAUCUUCAACACUUCCUUUGAUGACUGCAACACUCAGCUGAAGACGAAGAACAUGUCACUGAAAUACAGCAAUUACCUCAUAGAAUAUGACGUCGAUCUCCAAACUCACUUCGUCACUGGAGCAAAAUGGCGUUAUGACCUAGGAUGUGAUUUCCUCCAAAACGCAACAGAUUCUACCAGUCUGGUUCCUAGCAACAACAACACGGCCACCGCUCACAAAUCUGGCAGUAUGGACGGACAUGAGGCCGCCAUAACGUUCUACAGUGACAGCUUGUAUGAAAAUGAAACCCGCGGAAACCCCUUGGAGGUCAGCAUUGGAACUCGUAUAUAUGUUCAAGUUGGGAUGGUUGGAUCUGCUGAUGCCAAACUGCUGGUGGAUAACUGCUUCGUCAGUGAAAAGAUAAGACCCGAGGCGGCUACGUCCUUGCCACUUAUUCAGAACAGAUGCGAGGCGAACCAUUUCACCCAUAUAAUAGGUCAUACAGAUGACUUCACCCGUUUCUACUUUGAUGCCUUCGAUGUGCCCCAUCACCAUGACAGCGUCUACGUCACAUGUGACGUCAGUUUUUGCUCGCUCUUUGAUUUCUCGCCGGAAUGUCAAAACAUCUGUGAGAGGUCAAACCUGUAGGGAGACACCGGGAACAAUAAAUGAAUAUAGUCGUGCGAA
This is a messenger RNA of Haliotis rubra (blacklip abalone), 964 nucleotides long. RefSeq names its product CUB and zona pellucida-like domain-containing protein 1. Lineage: Eukaryota; Metazoa; Mollusca; Gastropoda; Lepetellida; Haliotidae. The record is from RefSeq and is a predicted model, not a curated record. The transcript is spliced from 4 exons. Bases 92 to 925 code for a protein of 277 amino acids.